Messenger RNA from Racocetra fulgida, 169 nucleotides. Lineage: Eukaryota; Fungi; Glomeromycota; Glomeromycetes; Diversisporales; Gigasporaceae. The record is from the annotation of a GenBank genome assembly.
CCAAAGUGAAAAUGAAGCUCAACAAAUCUAUAAUAAUUUAUAUAUUUAUCUAUUAGACCUUGACAUAGAAGAACCUAAAAAUAUUACUUUAAAUCUUUAUAUCCCUGGUGACGAUUUUAAACAAAAACAUGCUUAUAUCUGUGGUGCUAUCACUCAAAUACAAAAAUGA